UCCAAUAUUCUGUCUCCAGCCUCCACUCUCCUACACUAUAAAUAUCCUUACAAACUACAUGCUUUGAUAUUCUUCAGAUCACUAGAGCUUCAUUUCCUUUCAAGUUGCUAUUCUUGUUUUUUAUUUGUGUGAAUCUUAAGAAAAUUAUGGGGCGCCGCAGCAACUCAUCAAGAAUUGAGCGAAAUAUGAAGGAGAGAAAUCGAAGAAUGCACAUGAAAGAUCACCUUCGCCGGCUUGCUUGUGUCAUUCCUCCUCAAACCUCCAAGUUAUCAGUACUUGAAAUAUUGAAUAAAGCCACAAAUUAUAUAAAGCAGUUGCAAGAGAAUAAAGAACGUCUUAAAAGAAGGAAAGCGCAGUUGAAAGGAGAGGAAACAACAUGUAAUACUAGUACUUAUAACAUGACUGUAAUCCCAGAGUUACGUACGAUAAUGAACAUCAAACAUUUUGAUGAUUCGACUUUGGAAGUGAAUUUGAUUAGUGGGUUGGAUAAAAACUUCAUGUUAUAUGAAAUAAUAAGUGUGCUUCAGGAAGAAGCAGCCGAAGUUAUUCAUGCUUCACAGAUUCGUGCCGAUGAUAAAUUCAUCUUCAUAAUUAGGUCCAAGGCCAUAAGUACCAGAGUUGGUUUUGAAACUUCAAGGAUUGAUGAGAAACUGAGGGAACUGGUUCUCUGAAUAUUUCAGAACAUGGUUUUACUUCGGCUAGAUCAUAGUCAUGAAGAAAUUAAUUAGAUUUAUAUAUCAACAAAUAAAAUAGUACCUAGCAUCAUUCGUCA
This is a messenger RNA of Pistacia vera, 772 nucleotides long. RefSeq names its product transcription factor bHLH168-like. The record is from RefSeq and is a predicted model, not a curated record. Bases 147 to 671 code for a protein of 174 amino acids. The transcript has 3 exons. Gene Ontology annotation, biological process: regulation of transcription by RNA polymerase II. Gene Ontology annotation, molecular function: protein dimerization activity; RNA polymerase II transcription regulatory region sequence-specific DNA binding; DNA-binding transcription factor activity, RNA polymerase II-specific. Lineage: Eukaryota; Viridiplantae; Streptophyta; Magnoliopsida; Sapindales; Anacardiaceae. Gene Ontology annotation, cellular component: RNA polymerase II transcription regulator complex.